UUUGCUGCACUUCUUUAGCUAUUUUGACAGGCUUUAGUUCUUGACUUUUUAGCCGCGUUUUUUUGGGAGCAAACAACUUAUUUACACUCGUGUUAUACACGUUAGUCAACCGAAUUAUAUUACACUCAAGGAUUCUGUACCAGCCGCUCAAUAUGCCGUUGCAGCAGGAGAAGGCGCCUAACCCGUACGAAGCUCACAGAAAGGACAGCACGGGUGUGGAACCAAAGCCGGCGCCCAAAAGAAAGGAUAGCGUCGGCAAUUACGUUAUACCUGAUCAUGCAAGAAAGGACAGCUUGGAUACUGUGGCUCCUCUGAUCGAACGACGACGAUCAAGCAUCUGCCAGGAGGCACCGCCGCCAACUGGAAGACGAGGUAGCGUGGAUAUCUUUGAAGGAUGCCCGAUGGGACGGAGAGCCAGCAUCAAUCCCAAUUCACCCCGACUGGAGCCGCCGAGCAUCACGCCGGAAACAACCGCCACGGGUUCGCACAUUAUUAAUCUGGAGUGCCGUAUCAAUUCGGAAGUAGAGCCGGUGGCCACGUGGUAUCAUAUGGAUGAGCGUAUCAAGAACGGUGAGCGCGUGUCCCAAGGCGUCAAGAAAGACGGUGAUGCCUGGGUGGCGUGGCUGCGUCUUAAAGAGGUCAAACCCAAAGAUGCCGGCAAGUACACCAUCCGGGCGCAGAACGGUGCCGGGGAGAGUUUCGCCACGGUGUUUUCCUAUGUGGAAAAGAAUAAGAACGCCCACAACAACGAACGCCGACCUUCAAUUUCCGACGUCAAACAUUACGAGGUCAAAACGGCAGCGGUGCCCAAGCUGCACGUGUAAAUAGAUAUUCUUAUGUUACAUUAUUACCAAUAAUGUGAUUAUUGUAAACAUAUUUCAUGCAUAUUAUACGCUUCGCUGUAUACUUCUGAUACUUCUGAUUUUUUAUUCAUACCCACUUAUGCUAAUCCCGGAACUUUGUGCCGUAGUCACCACAUAGCAAGUUUGAUAAAUCAAACAGAAAGAAAUAAUUGCAAAAUAUUGGCUGGUUACACUUGAUCACUGACCAAACGUCAUCUGCUUAAGUAUGCAAAAAAAGACGCAAAUAAAUCCCUACUCAGUGUUG
Paramacrobiotus metropolitanus is the source of this 1107-nucleotide messenger RNA. RefSeq lists its product as uncharacterized. NCBI's taxonomy places the organism in Eukaryota, Metazoa, Tardigrada, Eutardigrada, Parachela, Macrobiotidae. Bases 153 to 824 code for a protein of 223 amino acids. The transcript has 8 exons. The record is from RefSeq and is a predicted model, not a curated record.